UCAUCUGAGCGGACAGGUCGCGGCGACCGUGAAUCUGCCUGGCCCGCGCCUCAGUGGGAUCUCGGCGGGCGAUCCGUGCGCUUCCUGUUACAUUACAUUACACCCAAUACUGACCACGGACAGUGAUAUAGUGAUAUAUGACUCUAUUGUGAAUGUCCCAAAAUAUUACCGGAAAAACUGACUGCAGCAUCAGAUUACAAUGUAGACCUGCCUACAAGGCGGAGGAAAAUGAAAGAGGGCGGUCGCGAGGAGGAGCCGACCAACGCGGCGGAAGCGGCACCGGGCCUGCGCACCGAACACACCUGCUGCUGCCUCGGCGUGUUGGUAGGCGUCUCGCUCAUCGCCGCCCUCGUAGCCGUGAUCCUAAUGAAAGAUAACAACGUAGAAGUAACCGUCUUACGACAAGUACAUGUGCUAAUGUCCCAUGGUGAACGAACACCCAGUGAACGCGAGCUAGCGAUGCUGGGGACUCCGCCGCCGGACCACGUCUUCGCGCCCUACGGUGCCGGUGCUAUUACUAAUGAGGGCAAGAUGUUGACUUACGAGAUGGGCGCAUUACUUAGAAAAAGAUAUAAUAACUUCAUGGGACCUUAUUAUGAGCAAGAAAACAGCAUAGUGAUAGCGUCGAACACGAAUCUGAGCAAGAUGACAGCUCUCCUGAUAUCGGCGGGUCUGUGGCCGCCGCCGCAGGAGCAAGAGUGGAACGACACGAUCAGCUGGCAGCCGGUGCCCUACAAUUACCCGCCGAGUGAUAAGGAUUUCCUUCUGUAUGAAGAAAACUGUCCGAGAUAUAAUCAAGAAAAGGAGAGAAUUUUAGACGCAUACAUAAAAGAGGGCUUGUUGCUGCCUUACAAAGAUCUCUUCCACAAGAUCGCGCAGAUGACAAACAUCAACUACAGCACGCCGCAAGACGCUUACUAUUUAAACAAUUUGUUCCUAAUACAGGACGAUAUCAAAGUAGCGAACCCGAAAUGGGCGAAACAUGUGAAAAGAAAAUUGAUCGCGGCAGCGCAAGUGGAGUACCAGAUGAUGUUUCACGACAAUUUGUUGAAAAAGCUCAGUGGUGGGGCUCUCCUCCAACAAAUAAUAAAGGAGGCGUCCAACUCCAGCUGGCGUGUGAUAGUGCGCACGGGCACCCCCGUAAACGUGGCCGCUCUGCUGGCCGCUUGCGUGGCAGCGCCUCCGCGCAUGCCCGAUCCAGGCGCGGCGCUGCUUUUUGAAUUACACGAAAAGUUACCGCAACCGAACGAAAAGAAUACAUUGACGUAUGAGCAGCGGUUUGGUUUUAAGAUUUACUACUGGGACGACGAUUCGGCCGAGCCUCGCCUGAUGGAGGUCCCUGGCUGCAACGCUUUCUGCCCUCUAGAGACAUUCAAGGAACUCACCGCACUUAUGGUGCCGGUCGACUUUACCACGGAAUGCGAACUUGUUGCCACUUGAUACAUAUAGUGAAAUAGUGUAGUGUAUAGUGUGACUAAGUGCAUAAGGCUGUGGUUUGUAUUUAGAAUAGAAUAGAAUAGAAUUUAUUUAUUUGCCAGAAUACGUAUGGUACACGAUGACAAAGGUUUUACAUGUAAGUAUCAGUAUUCAGUCGAAGACACGACAUGCAAAUAAUUGACGAUCUAAUAGUUAAUUUUAAAAUAAAAUAAAAGCACAAUAUUGAAAAAACUUAGAAAAAUAAAAAACAGUGGGUAAAUUUGUCAUAGUUAAAAAAAAAAAUAAAAAAAUGUCAUCCACUUGUAACAAAUUGAAUAGGUAUUAAAUAAUAAAAUGUCCAAUUAAAUAGUAAAAUCGAUAAAUUAAAAUAUUAUAUGAAAUGUCAAAUUACAAAUUACAAAAUGGAUGUCGUGUACAUCAUUUAUUUAGAAGUCAUUGGGAAAAUAAUUUAAUAGUAAGAUGUCAAGAAAUAUACAUAAUCUCUGCUACUUAAAAUAUUAUUCUAUUUGCUUUAACAAUUUUUGCUCUAAAAAUUCCCUUACACUAUAAAAGCAAUUUUCAGACAGCCAUUUUGUAAUCUUAUUGCUAAAUUGGUUACUAUCAAUUUGUUUUAGCUCAUCGGGAAGACUGUUGAAUAUAACUAUACCAUUGUAUGAAUAUAACUAUACUUUAGUAUUGGGCUUUACGGCUCAGGUAAUAAAGCACAUUAUCGUA
This is a messenger RNA of Cydia fagiglandana, 2151 nucleotides long. Its product is annotated as venom acid phosphatase Acph-1-like. Gene Ontology annotation, molecular function: phosphatase activity. The transcript is spliced from 10 exons. The coding region runs from base 229 to 1440 and encodes 403 amino acids. The record is from RefSeq and is a predicted model, not a curated record. Gene Ontology annotation, biological process: dephosphorylation. Lineage: Eukaryota; Metazoa; Arthropoda; Insecta; Lepidoptera; Tortricidae.